AUGUGGGCGUGGCGAUCGUUCCUCGGUCAGCCUCGGCACCUCCUUCUCUCCCCGCUCCGCCCUUUCCGCCACGGUGCGAGCCAGCUGACCGCCGCUCUCGGCCGGGACAACCUGAUCGGCUCACGAGGAUACGCCUCCAAUUCCAACUCCAAUGGCGAUCCGCACGCCGAGGCAAACCACCAGCAUCGGGCGGCAGCGGCGGUGGCGAAGCGGCAUCUAUACGUGGUGCUGGACGACCACAAGGAUGGACACGGCAUCCACAAGCUGGACCUCGCCGCCGACGACGAUCUGGACGGCGGCACCGGGCGCCUACCGGAGCCACCGGUCCUCCGCGUGGCGCUUCCUACUGUCCGCGACGAUGCGCAGUUCGCCGCAGUUGGCAGCAGCAUUGUCGCCAUAUCUACCAGCAUCACCACAGACGUGGAAUGGCAAGAGGUCGUCGGCGGCGGCGUCCUAAUUUACGACACCAAGACAGCGGCGCAGGUCGUCUCGCCUAACCUCCCGAAAAGCCUCCUCGACGCCUUCGGCUACCGGGCAGCCAUUACAGUCGGCGACAGGCUCUACUUGCUCGAGUCAUGUGGGUUUGAGAGAUACUACAAGUACGUUGGCCACGGCAAAACAAUUUUUGCAUCGGGCUUGCACUGCCUCACCGCCCAUGCAGCCGGAGGAGACGAGGACAAGCUCUGGAAUUGGCAGCCGGUGUCGGCUUCGUCGCAGUGGCGUUGGAGUUGCACUGAGAAUCUUCUGAUGCUCCCCUUCGACGCCGAUAACAUCUUGGCGCAUGCGGUGCGCGCCCCGCUAGGAGCGGCCCCGCACGACCAUGAGAUCUUGGUUUCCGCUUGGCGCUGGGACCGGGACGUGAACAAGGUGACUCCCAAGACCUGCUCUUUCAGCACGACAAGUCACAAGUGGACGUGCCUUGGCGACUGGCGGAUGCCCGUAGUCGGCCACGCCCACUACGACCAUGGUCUAGACGCAUGGGUCGGUCUCGACGCCGUCGAUGAUGGCUACCUCUGCGCCGGCAAUGUCUUGAGUGCUCCCUCAGAGUGGAAGGACGGCAGGGACAAGCUGUUCUGUCUCGAGGAGGACGCCGCGGCUGGCUGGAGCCACAUCGACACCAAGCUCGUGCCUGUGCCAUCUCCCAAAGGCGGCGACAGCGAGUACUGUCUCAUGGAGCGCCUGAGGCCCAAGGGGAAUGGCGACCGAUACAAGUGCUUGGCUGACGGCGAAAACUCUCUUCUCCGGCUGACCUCCUUGUGUGUGGAGCGUGGCGAGGAAGGUGAGCCCGUGGUCACGGCUCGCCGGCGUGCUCGCUCUUACAACGUAUCUAGGUAUAAUGAAUAUUUUGAAGCUCAAGCAUUUUGGAUGUAG
This is a messenger RNA of Triticum turgidum subsp. durum (durum wheat), 1371 nucleotides long. Lineage: Eukaryota; Viridiplantae; Streptophyta; Magnoliopsida; Poales; Poaceae. The record is from the annotation of a GenBank genome assembly.